Mangifera indica (mango) is the source of this 2602-nucleotide messenger RNA. Its product is annotated as cellulose synthase-like protein G2. Gene Ontology annotation, cellular component: plasma membrane; trans-Golgi network. The record is from RefSeq and is a predicted model, not a curated record. NCBI's taxonomy places the organism in Eukaryota, Viridiplantae, Streptophyta, Magnoliopsida, Sapindales, Anacardiaceae. Gene Ontology annotation, biological process: plant-type primary cell wall biogenesis; cellulose biosynthetic process. The transcript has 7 exons. Gene Ontology annotation, molecular function: mannan synthase activity; cellulose synthase (UDP-forming) activity. Bases 116 to 2458 code for a protein of 780 amino acids.
UUGUCAAAUUUAAAUCUCAAAUUUCAUACUCUCAGUCAAUUAAGUGAUAGCCAAGGCAAAACAGUAAACGACAAGGGGGUUAGGAAAGUGCUGUAAUACAGAAUCCAAAUAUUCAAUGAUCCAAUUAUUUAAAAAAGAUAAAAAAACGAUCAAAGUUUGCAGCCAAAAAGGCCCAUCAGAAACAGAUUGUCUGAAUAGAAAGCAAAAUAACCAAGCUAUGGAAAUGGAAGACUCUCUUCCUCUUCAUCUUUGUCGUGUCCAGAAGUUGUCUAUGAUCAUCAACAGGUCACAUGCAUUCCUCCAUUGCGUGGCUAUAGCUUUACUGAUUUACUACAGGGUUUCUUUUCUCUUCCAGGAGGCAGAAACUAGAGCCACACCCUUGUUACCAUGGCUUCUAGUCUUUUCCGGGGAGUUAGUUCUGUCCUAUAUGUGGGUCUUAAGCCAAGCUUACCGCUGGCGUCCUGUGUAUCGAAGUGUUUUUCCUGAGAGAUUACCCAAGGAUGAUAGUAAGUUUCCGGAUAUUGAUGUGUUUAUUUGUACUGCGGAUCCGAAGAAGGAACCCACUGUGGAAGUGAUGAACACUGUUUUGUCAGCUAUGGCGCUUGAUUAUCCACCGGAGAAACUGCAUGUUUAUCUUUCAGACGAUGGAGGUGCUUCUAUAACUUUGAGUGGUAUGAAGGAAGCUUUUAAGUUUGCGAGGUCUUGGCUUCCGUUUUGUAAGAAGUAUGGAAUCAAAACUAUAUGCCCAAAAGCUUUUUUUUCUGGUAGUGAAGACCAAGAUGGUGAUUCUGGAAGUCCUGAGUUCAUGAUGGAGAAGCAAAAAAAUAAGGAAAAAUAUGAAGUGUUUAAGGAAUGGGUACUGAGAGCUACAGAGAAGAGACAUUUUGAGGACAAAAAAGCUCAGAUUAGUACUGGCGUUCAUCCUCCUCUGAUUCAGGUGAUAAAUGAAGAGUGUGAUGAAGCUACAGAGGAACAGGUUAAGAUGCCUGUCCUAGUUUAUGUAUCUCGUGAAAAAAGGCCUUCUCAUCCUCACCAUUUCAAGGCUGGAGCUCUGAACGUCCUUCUUCGAGUUUCUGGGGUUAUAAGCAACUCUCCCUAUAUCCUAGUGCUGGACUGUGACAUGUACUGCAAUGACCCAACUUCCGCUAGGCAAGCUAUGUGUUUUCAUUUUGAUCCCAAGAUCUCUCCCUCGCUAGCAUUCGUUCAGUUUCCUCAGACAUUUCAUAAUCUCAGUAAAAACGAUAUCUAUGACAGUGAGAUUCGAUCAAUAUUUCGGAUAUGUUGGCAGGGUUUGGAUGGACUACAGGGACCAGUCUUGUCUGGUACAAAUUUGUACAUUAAGAGGGAAGCACUCUAUGGCAUUUCUUUGCAGAAAGGUUUGGAUCUCAUAGAUCUAAAGAAUUCUUUCGGGCAAUCCAAUGAGUUCCUGAAAUCUCUUCGCGCAGACCAUAAGCGUAGCAUUGAUUAUGGUGGUGAUAAUUCUUCAAGUAAAUUUCUGCAAGAGACCAGAGUUUUAGCAGCCUGUGCUUAUGAAGAAAACUCAAAAUGGGGUGAAGAGGUGGGUUUUAUGUAUUAUUCUCUUGUAGAAGAUUACUUCACUGGAUUCAAAAGAAUACACUGCAAUGGAUGGAAAUCAGUGUAUCUUGACCCACCAAGGCCACAAUUUCUGGGCACUUCUACCACCAAUUUAAACGACUUGCUUAUUCAAGGCACCAGAUGGUGCUCAGGAUUGACUCAAGUUCUUAUUUCCAAGUUUAAUCCACUGAUAUAUGGGCCACCCAGGAUGCCUUUACUUGAGAGCAUGGGCUAUGCAGAACUUGCAUCUUUCCCCAUUUACUUUUUCCCUCUGUGGUGUCUUGCCACUAUUCCUCAACUUUGCCUCCUCAAUGGCAUCCCUUUGUACCCCGACGUUUCGAAUCCAAAAUUUUAUAUAUUCUUAUUCAUUUUUCUGUCAGCACUGUGUAAACAUCUUUAUGAGGUUCUUAUAACUGGAGGAUCAAUCAGGAUAUGGAGAAAUGAACAAAGGAUAUGGAUGAUAAAAGGGGUUACAAUUUAUUUCUAUGGAACUUUAAACGCCAUAAUGUCAAAGCUUGGAUUAGCAGAAGCUAAAUUUGUGCCAACCAACAAAGCUGAUGAUGAUGAGCAAGCUAAGCGAUACCACAUGGGCAUAUUUGAUUUCCAGACUUCAACAAUGUUCCUUGUUCCACUGGUUAGUGUGACCAUUUUGAACAUUGCAGCUUUCUUUUGGGGAGUUGUUAGAGGGAUCAGCGCAGGAGAUUGGGAGAAGAUGUUUGCACAAGUUCUUCUCUCGUUUUAUAUUUUGAUUAUGGGCUACGCUGUCAUUGAAGGCAUAGUUGUGAGGAAAGACACAGGCCGCAUUCCUCCAUCUGUCACAGGGUUAUCUGCUAUGUUUUGUGCCGUGUUCUUGUUUUUGGGAUCUAUUUUUCUGAUGUAUUGAGUGUCGUUUACACAAAUAAUGGAGUUCAAUUGUAUUGUAACUUACAAUUGCAUUAAACCCUGCUGAUGGUUUGUUCUUGUUGAAUAUUAAGAUUGUUGUUUUCAGAAAUAAAAUCCCCUGUUUUUUUCCGGGGUCUUUGCCUUA